This is a messenger RNA of Staurois parvus, 354 nucleotides long. The record is from the annotation of a GenBank genome assembly. Lineage: Eukaryota; Metazoa; Chordata; Amphibia; Anura; Ranidae.
UCUGUCAGCUCUGGCACACUGCUUUGUAUGGCUCUGCAUAGCAGAGCCAUACAAAGCAGUGUGCUUACAGUUGAAAGCACACACACAUAAAACAGCACAGUUAACCCUUUGAUCACCCCACAUGUUAACCCCUUCCUGCCCAGUGCCAUUAGUACCGUGUCAGUGCUUUUUAGAAUUACUGAUCACUGUAUUGGUGUCACUGGGGAUGUCAGUGACACCAAGUCAGUUCCCCCCCAAUGUCAGAAUGCCCACCGCAGUCCCGCUAAUCGCCAUUACUAGUACAAAAAAAUUAAAAAUAAAAUAAAAAUUUCAGUAUACAAAAACGCUAUUUGUAAACGCUAUACCUUACACGUA